AUGCAGACCGGCGAGAUUGUCUAUCUUCGGUAUCAUGGAGACCCCGGCGUGAUCCACACGCGCUUAUUGGUGGGGCAAGUGCAGGGGGAUGAAUGGGUGAUCGUGACGCCCGACCAUGAUGUGUAUGUGGAAGAGCUCGCCCGGCACAACCCUGACAUUCAGUACAUGUGGCACUCACCCGAUGGCAGGCUCGCCCGAGGGGUGCCCCGCAACCAGGUCUAUGGAUUUGCGCCCAUGACUGCGGCCCAGUAUGCUGCCGUGAUGCGUGCUGGGAGGGCAGAGUUUGAUGCCGAGAUCGCAAGGCGCGGACUUGGAGCAGUGGCUGCGGUCGGAGCUGCGCCGAUGGGUGGUGGAGGUGGCGCUGUGGAGGCCGCUCCAGUCGCUGCGGCGGCGGCAGUGGCUCAGCCUGUGGCCGCCGUUCCGGCCCAGCCGGGCAACGCUGCCAUUGGAAACGCAGGGCCAGGUGCUAGAGAUCUCACAGGGCGAGGCUUGGUUUGGGUUGCGGCCGAAGGGACCUCAACAACAGUGUUUGGUGAGGUCGUGGCCGGUGUAGUGGCGCCAGCGGUGGAAGGUGCCAAGACAGUCCAUCGGAUGGCUGACGGCAGUGACCUCUUCUGUCUAUGCAUUAGUGAGACUAGCCGCCAGACGUUCAAUGGGCGACCGGCUGCUUGCGAUGGGCGCAUCCUGGCCCGAGGCUUCAACACUGUGGGGCAGCCUGAGAGGCCUCUGUCAGAGGUGGUGGCUGCCUCGAGAGAAGUCGAGAUGGGUUGGAAGAUAGCCGGCCCGCGGACAGCCUUAUGGUGCUUGAACUAUCUGAUGACGGAGGGCCUUGGCUUCGAGGCCCACCAUGAACGGUUCAGGCAGCUUUGCCGCAUCGACGCAGGCGGCUGGGGUGUCCAGGAGCACUUUCAGACCAGUAUGUUCCUUCGGCAGCUGAUUCAGGUCGACCAAGUGGAUGCUUGCAACUGCUACGGCGUGGAGCUCAUGUUCAGACGGGUACAGACAAUCGAGUACGCUCAUUCAGAAAGGGCCCGGGAGAUCGAGUCGAAGACGGUCGGUGGCAAGCUCAGUUUGGAGGAGCAGUACACCUUCGGCUCCUUGGUCCGUCAAGCCGGGACCUUGAUGAUCGCACCAUCCUUGCUGGAGCACGUCAAGCAGGAGGUUGAGCGCGACGCGCAGCUCUCAAAGAAUCUCAGAAAAGCCCGCGAGGAGCGGGACUUGGCGAAGAAGAAGGUCUCAUGUGAUGGCGGCUUUGGCGGGUCAAGGCGUGUCAAGCGCCGCUUGGAACGGAGAUGGCACCAGGACACCAUGGUUGCUGAGUGCGUUCGCGGGCUCAAUGCUCUGUAUAGUGGAGACAAGUUUGGCAAGGCGAACUCGCAGUGCCAGACACCUUCGCGGGCACAGCUGGCUGCCUUGGAACACAUUCGAAAUUCAGUGCACCUUUUGGGGGCUCCCGAACAGGAGCUCAGUGGUCGAGAGGCGCUUUGGCAGCUUCAGGCCUUCGACGGGUACGGGGAGGACCAAGCCCCGCCACUCGUGCCGCCUGUGCCUCUUCACACGCUACUCGGAGGCGAUGGGAUGAAAAUUGUUGAGGACUUCAUCUCAACUCGGCUUUUGCAGAAGAAUGAGGCCCUGCGCAAUUUGCGGAGGACUGGUGUGGUGAAGUGUUAUUCGGACCCGCGACUUUUGGAGGCCCGUGUGUACAAGAGCUUUGUGCGGCGCCUUUGGGACGGUGGCCUCGUCGAGUUCACGUCCGAGGAGCCCACCGAGAAGGUUGAAGUCUUCUUUGUGCGGAAGAAGGACGGACGGCUUCGGAUGGUGGUUGAUUGCAGGAGGUCGAACGAAUGGUUUGCCCCCCCGGACAAAGUCAAUUUGGCGACGGCUGAGGUCCUUAGCCGCAUUGAUUUGGGUGGCACCGACUGUGACCUCUACAUCUCCACUGCCGAUUUGAAGGACGCCUUUUACCACUUUGAGCUCCCCCUGCAGCUACGACCGUACUUCGGUAUGCGGCCCUUGUCAGCUGGCGACCUCGGCAUCACCUCGCUGGGCGGUAAAGCUAUUAGAGCAUCUUCUCUAGUUUUCCCGCGCCUGAAGGUGCUGCCGAUGGGCUGGACACACGCCUUAUGGUGGUGCCAAAACAUCCACCAGCGGAUCGUGUCAGGUGUUGGAGCCACAGCUGACAAGUGCCUCGAGGACCGUGCUUCGGUACCGUCCCCGGAGUGCAUGCAUUUAGAGUACGUCGACAAUUUCGUGUGCAUUGGCACUGCCAAAGAAGAAGUCGAGGCACUUGCGGCUGCAGGGGUACAGGCUUUGAGGGACAAGGGCUUGGUGGUACACGAGGUUGCGAGCGGCGAGGGGAACAUCAAGGUUUUGGGUUGGUGUUUUCAAGGCAAGAAGCUCCGGCCUUUGUCCCACCGGGUGUGGCGCCUCAUAGCCGCUAUUCGUUUUUUGCUGGACCGUGGCACAUGCAGUGGCAAACAGCUCGAAAAGGUGCUCGGGCAUGCAACUUUCAUUGCCCUAGGCCGCCGUGAAGCCUUAGCUGUAUUUGGUGAGUCGUACUCUUUUGUUCGUACUCACUAUGAGCAGAACCACCGUAUAUGGCCUAGCGUGAGGAGAGAGCUUAUGAUCUGGACCUCAAUCGCGCCCUUGCUUUGGAGAGAUUUGGGGAUCCCUUGGGCCUCAGAGGUCGCUGCGGUCGAUGCCUCCACGUGGGGCUUGGGCGCCGUUGUGGCCGACUUUGACGAAGCAGAGGUUCGCCAACUAGGGAAGUACUCGGAGCGAUGGAGGUUUGAGAUCCCGGAGUUUCGCUGUCCUCGUGCAAGUGCGUUCGGUACUGCCUUUGCUGAUGAUUCUGACGAGGCUCGCAGCCUUCAGUGGGCCCACUCCGGGGACAACAAUGCCAAGGCGCGGCCCGUGCCCCUUUCGGUCGUAGAGGGCAAGCUGCUUUCUGAUAGGUUUGUGCCGGUCGCAUCCAGCCAAGUCGAUCGUAAGUGGCGUGUGGUGGGACGGCACAAAUGGAAGCGACAGGAGGGCAUGCCAGUGUUAGAAGGAAGGGCCUCGUUGUUUGCUGUGAAGCGCUUGCUGCGCAAAGAGACUUCCUUUCACAUGCGGCAUCUCAUCCUGUCGGAUUCUACCGCUGCCAUCUGCGCUCUAGACCGUGGCAGGGGGCGCUCUUUCGGAAUGCGCCGUGUGACUCAACAGCUGGCGAGCCUGUGCCUGUGCUCGGGCAUCAGUGUCCAGUUCAGGUUCAUCCCCUCAGAGUGGAAUCCUGCCGACGCGGUCUCCAGAGGCUCCCUCUUCCCGUUCAUCCAGCUCCCCAAAGCUGCAGCCAAGACCGCACUGCGGCCGCCGGCCAGCCGUGUGAACCGGCCCGCGGGCCAAAGCCUGCAGCAGGUCAAGAAGACUCGCGCGAAGGCCAGGGUCAAAAUCAGGCAGCAAUUCGGGACGUUGGCGGAGGCAUCAGUGAGCCGUGGAUGCAGAGAGCGGUACAGCAAGCUGUGGAGGAGGAUGUGCACAGCGGCGGGGUUAACCAUGACCGAGAAGUACACCGCGAGCGACCUCGACCUCCCGGCGAGCCAAGUUUUGGAGGACUUGUUCGACGAGGGGGAGGAUUUGAGCCAGGGCCAGUACCUCAUUGCGGCGAUCCAGUUCUACCAGCCCCAUCUCCGUGGUGGCCGAGGCGGGUUGGACCUGGCAAAGCAAACUCUCGCAGGGUGGCGACGACUGGACCCGCCAAAGUCGAGGCUGCCGUUACCCUGGGAAGUCGUGUGCUUGAUGGCUAUGGAAGCCAUCACUCGCAACAUGAUCGAGGUGGCCCUUUAUAUAUUACUCGCCUUUGUGACCUACCUGAGACCGGGCGAGGUAGCCAAACUGCUGGUGGGUGGCUUGGUGCCCCCCGUUGGGGUGGUCAAAGCAUGGUCGCUGAUCCUUCACCCGCUGGAGCUCGAAACGCCUUCGAAGACGGGGGAGUUCGACGAGACAGUGUUGUUCGACCUUCCUCAGAUUGUGUGGAUCGCCGAGCAGACCUUCCGUCUGCUCAAGGCCGGCCACCGAUGCGCCUCGGAGCCGCUGUUCUCGGUGAGCCUAGAGACAGUGAGAAGCUUCAUGCGCGAUGUCGGAAGCCGGUUCGGCAUGGAAGUUGCAGUGGGCGAUCCGCAUCCUUAUCGUCUUCGUCAUGGCGGAAAUCCAAAAACGGGGGAGGUGGCGCAGUUUCAGCAGUGUGCGAAGGUACGAGAAAGGUGGUCGCGUCACACAGCAGAUGCAAGCCCUCUCCAAGGCGACGCGGCAAAAGGCGCUGGAGGCAAGCCAAAACAUCCAGUCCGUGGUGUGUGGCCUGCCCUGAAUGUCCCCCUUGGGCCGGCAGUGCGGGUGUACAUCGAGAUCUUCUCUGGCCGUGGCGAACUUGGAAAAGCUCUGGCGCAACAAUGUGGAGGUGUCGUCAUGUUGUGGGAUCUCCGGCUCGGCAGCCAGUAUGAUCUUCGUCAUCCGGCACGCCGCGCGAUGAUCUGUGGGUGGAUAAGAGCCGGGCGGAUUUCCGGUGUUCAUUUGGGCACCCCGUGCGAAAGCUUCACCCGGGCUCGUGAUGCCCCGCCUGGUCCUUGCCCGCUCCGAAGCAAUUUGCAGCCAUUGGGACUCCGUGGUCUUUGCCCUGCCGAUCAAGUCAAAGUUGAGCUGGGCAAUUUGUGGAUGCGCUUCUCUGUCAAAGUUGUGCUCUUGUGCUGGAAGUUGCGGCUUAGCGCGACUCUGGAAAAUCCCCUUACCUCCCGUUUCUGGAGGUGCCCCCCUGUGCAGCAAUUGCUACGCCGGCCACAUGUGGGCCGCUGGACAACCCAUUACUGUGCAUGGGGAAAGCCCUUCAAAAAACCCACCGCUUUUCUGGGGGUCCACAUCGACCUGUCUGUCCUCGAACUACACAAGUGCCGUGGCAAGCGCAUAUGUGACUUCACUUUGCGACCGCAUGUGCCGCUGCAGGGGCGCACAGCAGCAGGACAAUGGCGCACCAAGUGGGCUGAGCCCUAUCCCACCCGCAUGUGUGCUGCGAUUGCCAAAGCAUUUUACAAUGCUGAAGUGGCAGUCCUAGCGCGGAAGUUUGAGCAAUGCUAUGCUCGGUCGUGA
This is a messenger RNA of Symbiodinium natans, 5115 nucleotides long. The record is from the annotation of a GenBank genome assembly. Lineage: Eukaryota; Dinophyceae; Suessiales; Symbiodiniaceae.